AUGACGCAGGAAGAAAAAAAAGUGCGACAGAGAGAAGGUAAAGGAAAUAAAACCGAGGCGAAAAAAGACAGUCAGGAUCAACAACAGGAUCAGGAUGUUCCAGUAGAACCGAAAUUUGGACCAAGAGUGUCAUUCCCUUAUCAGAAAGUCUGGUCUCGCUGUGUCCUGAUCCUGGGAGUCCUGCUGAUUGUCUGGUACAACAGCAAACGUGGCAAAGAGGUGUCAUUUGCGCGGCAGAAAGACAUUCUAUUGAGCAGAACUCAGAAUCUAGAUUGUGCUAAUGACUACAAAACUGAGCUAGCCACGUAUCCAGGCUGCGUACCAGAAAAAUGCGGCCGUGUCGUCACUGAUAAGCUAGUUUCUAACACCGAGACUGAAGUGCUAUACAAAAUAGCCUUGAAUGGCAUGAAUCUAGGCGGAUCUGACGGCGGAGCUAGCAUACUGGACCUUCACAGCGGAGCGCUGAGCAAGGGGAAAAAGGUUGUGAAGACUAAGAUCCAGCAUGCUGUUGCUCAUCACUUUGGAGUUGAUGCAGAUAAAAUUUAUUUAACAAAACCCACUUUUUUCUCACGGAUGACCAACGUCUCUGCCAAAACUAUUUCGAUGGUGGGAGGCAGAGUGUCAAUGUUUACGUCUGGAGGCGAGAACCUUCACGCAGUAGAACCCGUGACCUCGGGAACACGAUUUGCACUUACGGUUUCAUUCACGUGUAAUCCCGCGGCCGCGAUAGCAGAUCCAACUUUAAAAACUUCCAAAAAACGUACGUGA
Molecule: messenger RNA, 768 nt
Organism: Cotesia congregata
Lineage: Eukaryota; Metazoa; Arthropoda; Insecta; Hymenoptera; Braconidae
Source: the annotation of a GenBank genome assembly